Messenger RNA from Microcebus murinus (gray mouse lemur), 3547 nucleotides. It is a transcript of the gene STK40, whose product is annotated as serine/threonine kinase 40. The record is from RefSeq and is a predicted model, not a curated record. Lineage: Eukaryota; Metazoa; Chordata; Mammalia; Primates; Cheirogaleidae. Gene Ontology annotation, molecular function: protein kinase activity; ATP binding. Gene Ontology annotation, biological process: protein phosphorylation.
GUCACUUCCGUUGUCAGGUGGCGGCGCCGCAGCCAUGGAGGGAGGCGGUGGCGGCGGCGGCUCGGGCGGCUGCGCUGGGAGGCGGCGGUAAGCGGCUCCCACGCCCCCAGCCCGGCCCUGGCCCCGGCCCCGGCCCCCCGGGACGGAGCGCCAAGCAGUCCCGGCUCCGGGCUACGGACUACAGACUAUGGGCGAGCAGCGCUGACCACACGGGGAAGAGCUGAGAAUGAAGCGGAGAGCAUCAGACAGAGGAGCUGGGGAAACGUCGGCCAGGUCGAAGGCUCUAGGAAGUGGGAUUUCUGGAAAUAAUGCAAAGAGAGCUGGACCAUUCAUCCUUGGUCCCCGUCUGGGCAACUCACCAGUGCCAAGCAUCGUGCAGUGUUUGGCGAGGAAAGAUGGCACAGAUGACUUCUAUCAGCUGAAGAUCCUGACACUUGAGGAGAGGGGGGACCAAGGCAUAGAGAGCCAAGAGGAGAGGCAGGGCAAGAUGCUGCUGCACACCGAGUACUCGCUCCUCUCCCUGCUCCACACGCAGGAUGGCGUGGUUCACCACCACGGGCUCUUCCAGGACCGCACCUGUGAAAUCGUCGAGGACACAGAAUCCAGCCGAAUGGUCAAGAAGAUGAAGAAGCGCAUCUGCCUUGUCCUGGACUGCCUCUGUGCACAUGACUUCAGUGACAAGACCGCCGACCUCAUCAACCUGCAGCACUACGUCAUCAAGGAGAAGAGGCUCAGCGAACGGGAGACGGUGGUCAUCUUCUAUGACGUGGUGCGCGUGGUGGAGGCCCUGCACCAGAAAAACAUUGUGCACAGAGACCUGAAGCUCGGGAACAUGGUGCUCAAUAAAAGGACGCAUCGGAUAACCAUCACCAACUUCUGCCUCGGGAAGCAUCUGGUGAGUGAGGGGGACCUGCUGAAGGACCAGAGGGGCAGCCCCGCCUACAUCAGUCCCGACGUGCUCAGCGGCCGGCCUUACCGUGGCAAGCCGAGCGACAUGUGGGCCCUAGGCGUGGUACUCUUCACCAUGCUCUACGGCCAGUUCCCCUUCUACGACAGCAUCCCGCAGGAGCUCUUCCGCAAGAUCAAGGCCGCCGAGUACACCAUCCCGGAGGAUGGGCGGGUUUCUGAGAACACCGUGUGUCUCAUCCGGAAACUGCUGGUCCUUGACCCCCAGCAGCGCCUGGCCGCUGCCGCCGUCCUGGAAGCCCUCAGCGCCAUCAUUGCAUCGUGGCAGUCCCUGUCGUCUCUGAGUGGGCCUUUGCAAGUGGUUCCUGACAUUGACGACCAAAUGGGCAAUGCAGACAGCUCCCAGGAGGCAAAGGUGACCGAGGAGUGCUCCCAGUACGAGUUUGAGAACUACAUGCGGCAGCAGCUGCUGCUGGCGGAGGAGAAGAGCUCCAUCCACGAGGCCAGGAGCUGGGUGCCCAAGCGGCAGUUCGGCAGCGUGCCGCCGGUGCGACGGCUGGGCCAUGACGCACAGCCCAUGACCUCCUUGGACACAGCCAUCCUGGCCCAGCGCUACCUGCGGAAAUAGCCUCAGCCAGAGGCAUCAGCGCCACCGCCACCUCUUCCAGCCCCCAGACAAAGGCCUGGCUGGCUGUCAGGGCUGGGCCCUGUAGUGCUGGACUCUCCCGGCUGCAGUGGGAAUGGGGCAGGGACGGGGACAGCCCAGGUCACACAUGGGGUCAGCAGAGGUACCAGGAAGCUACCUUUUGAGAUGAUUGCUUGAUUGUUUGGGGUUUUUUAAUCUGAGAAGCCUAGAUAACUAAUCUGCUUUUAAUCAUGACGUUUUAAUCUACCUCUGUCUCUUUAACCACGCUGUCUCUGCACUGAGUGAGAGGGAGGAGGAGGGAGCCCACCCGCCCACCUGACCCCACAGUCCAAAUAAGCUGAGAGUGCAGCUCGCUGCUGGCCCCACCUGAGCACCCCGGGCCCUGCCCAGCCUCUUCCCUCCCUCCCCUUCUGGCCCCUGGCCCCUCAGUCCAAGCUUUGGAAAACCUUCACCUCAUCUUAGGCUGAAUUCAAAUAUAUUUAUUUUUUUACUGUAACCAACUUCUCUCCCAUCUCUAGGUGGCUUGGCCCAUGGCCACUCCCUGUCCCCAGCCUGGCUGGACGGCAGGGAGUCUGCAGCCCACCGUGGGCUCCCUCCUCACCCCCGGGCACGGAGGAGCCCUCCGCCACCCCCUCCACUUUCAGCCCCCAGUCCCUCUGUUUCCGCUGGUGGGAGGCCUUUCUAGGCCUGGCUCUUUCUCCUGUCUCGGUAGCUUCUCUGAGGUGCUGCACACACACGCAUUAACCCUGUUUCCUUCUCCAUCCUUCACUGUGGUACCGAGGUGACGUGGACUCGCAAUGUGAAGGGGCCUUCUGGUCGGCUGGGGGGCGCGGUGGCCUGGCCGUGGCCCUGCCAGCCGCUCCGAGACCCCGUGCCGUGUUCAGAGGGCAGUGGGCCAUCUCCCCUGUGUCCCCGCCUCCUCACAGACAUGGUGUCGCUCCCAGCAGACCCCGGCCAGGGUCCCUCACAGGGGGUGGGGAACCCUGCCCCGCCUGGCAUGAGAACAGCCCUGCUGUCCUUAUUGAGCCGAGAUUCUGAAGUGGAUGCCAGUCUUGCCAGAAAUGCUGUUCUCUCCAGAAUGCCCUCCCCCUCCCCCCACCGGACUUGGCCCUUCUUAAUGCCAAGCAAAGACCCUUCCCCAGAGGGCGACCCCCAGAGCCCUCAGAGAGGCCGAGUGUCCCUCCAGGCAGCCCCUGGGCCCUCAGGCCCUUCCUGCCUGUCCUUGCUCCCCAGUGGGAAGGCGGCUGUGUUCCCAGAGUAUGAGCUGCCCUCCUCCCCCCAAAAAGCUGACUCACUGUGAGUGACCUUGGGCAAGUUCCCAAACUUCCUUGUGCCUCAGUUUCCCCAUCUGGAAAAAAUGGGGCCACCUCUUGCCAGCAGUAGCAGGGCUGCCCACGCCCCUUCCUCCCCAUGUCCCCAUCCAGCACUUGGGCGCCUCAUGCCUCUGCCUCAGUGGGUCCGUGGGAGCCCACCUGAGCCCAGCACUUACUGCCCCUGAGCACCAAGCUCUGCGUCUGUCUCUGAGAGCCAGGGCACGUGCCGUGGGGUGGUGGACGCCCUCUUUUCUAUAUUUAUUUCAUAAAGAAAAGUCUCCUAAGGGAGCAGAGAUGCGGUCCAGCCUAGGGCUCCCAGCCCCGACUGUCCUGUGAGGGUCUGAGGCGUGGCCAGGGCCCAGCUCAGCAGAGCCCCCGCCAGACGCCCGGGCCUGCUUCCCAUGUGUGGUCUCCUCCUCUGCAAAGCAAUAGCCUCCGGGUCCGCAAAGCCCUGUCAGAUGACUGGCCCCUACCCAGGUCACCCGUGUGUCUGAUUACAUCUCUGGAGAAGCGAACGAGAGGAGGCUAGGUCUGCCCUCACUGGGUGUCACACACUGAGAGAAGUCCUAUGUAAAGAAACAAAACAGAAAAAUCACAAAAAAGUUUGUAUAAAGACAUAUUUUUGUACUACAUGGGGGACUCUUCCUGCAUGUCAGCAAUAAACUUCCUGAUCUGGAGCCAC